AUGUCGUCCUUCUUUCGCCGGCGCCAUGAGCCCGAGGACAUCACGCCUCUCCCCGCCGCCUCCGAGUGCGUCGAAGUAUCCGGCCUCGAGCAUCUAAAGUCCCUGGAGCGGAUGGAGAAGAAGGCUUUCAAAUUCGAUCCGAACCUUCCCAUCGACGAACUGAGCGAACUCGACGCUGCCAUCGCGACUGGAAAUGCCGAAAAGGGCGCCGAGAUCACCCAAGCCCUCAACGACGAUAAUAGCCCGUAUCCCGAGGUGCGAGCCGUCGUCCGAAACUUCGAUGUCGAUCUACCUGCAAAUACGAUCCGCGCUUGGUUGGUUGCCUACCCUAUAGGUCUUGGUUGGGAUCUCGUCAUGCCUGACAGGGAAUGGAAUCUAUGGGGACUGAAAUUUAACUUGAAGCCCGGCAAGUUCAACUACAAAGAGCAUGUCAUUAUCGUUGUCAUGUCCAAUGCUGCGUACGGUGGAGGAGCUUUGUAUGCAACUGACGUGCUGAUCGCUCAGCAACUCUUUUACGGCCAAAAUUUUGGCUGGGCCUUCCAGAUUCUUUUUGGUAUCACGACACUCUGCACUGGCUACGGCCUAGCUGGUCUAGCUCGGAGAUUCCUCGUUUGGCCCGCAUCUAUGAUUUGGCCCUCGGACCUUGUCAACUGCGCACUUUUCUAUACCCUCCACGACCACUCGCCCUCUGAUCCAUCCAAGACGAACGGCUGGAAGAUUGGCCGAUAUAGGCUGUUCCUCAUUGUGGGCACUGCCGGCUUUAUUUGGUACUGGUUUCCGGGCUGGAUCUUCCAAGGCCUCUCUUACUUCAUGUGGAUUUGCUGGAUCGCCCCUAACAAUGUGAUCGUCAACAAACUAUUCGGCGGUUACUCGGGAUACGGCCUGUUCCCCUUGACUUUUGACUGGACCGUUGUUUCUGGUUAUCUUACGUCGCCCCUGAUCCCGCCUUUCCACGCCAUCGCCAACGUCACUGCCGGCAUCAUCGUUUUCUUCGUCUUCCUCUCCAUGGGUAUUCACUUUACCGGUACCUGGUACUCGGAUUAUUUCCCCGUCCAAAGCUCCAUUUCGUAUGACAAUACCGGCAAGGAGUACAACGUCUCGCGCAUCUUGAACAGCCAGUUCCUUUUUGACGAGGAGGCGUACAAGGCGUACUCGCCUCUCUUCUUGUCCACCCAAUUUGCUCUCGCGUACGGUCUAUCCUUCGCCGCUGUCACUGCGGUUGUUGUCCAUGUCGCUUUAUAUCACGGCAAGGAGAUCUGGAAGCAAUUCAGGAUGGCGCGCCAUCAGGAGGACGAUGUGCACAUGAGGCUGAUGAAGAAGUAUCGUGAUGCUGAGGAUUGGUGGUAUCUUGCUCUGUUCCUUGUGAUGGUUGGAAUUUCGUUCGGUGUUGUCGCUGGCUGGCCUACCGGUUUCCCCGCUUGGGCUUAUGUCGUCUGCAUUCUCCUCCCCGCAAUCUGGCUCCUUCCGAUCGGUAUCGUCCAGGCCAUCACGAACAUCCAGCUUGGCUUGAACGUGCUCACCGAGUUUAUCAUUGGUUACAUGGUCCCCGGUCGCCCUAUGGCCAUGAUGAUGUUUAAGAACUAUGGCUACAUUUGCAUGUCCCAAGCCUUGUAUUUCGCUCAGGAUUUGAAGCUUGGCCACUACAUGAAGGUACCGCCGCGCGUCAUGUUCUCCUCCCAGCUCAUCGCCUCGAUCUGGUCCGCUAUUGUUCAAAUCAUCGUCAUGAACUGGGCCCUCGCCAACAUUCCCAACGUCUGCGACCUGCAGCAGGAGAACGACUACACCUGCCCCGGUGGUCGUGUCUUCUUUACCGCCUCCAUUAUCUGGGGUGCCAUUGGCCCCGCCCGCAUCUUUAGCGGACAGGCCAUCUACCACAGCCUCCAGUGGUUCUGGCUCGUCGGCGCUCUUGCUCCGAUCCUCACCUGGGUCCUUGCUAGGCGCUGGCCCCGCUCUAUCUGGCGCUACGUCAGCACGCCCCUUAUUUUUGGCGGCUCCGGUUGGCUCCCGCCCGCCAGUGUCUACAUCUACUUCUGCUGGGCUAUCGUCGGCACCAUCUUCAAUUUCUUCAUCAAGAGACGCUAUACCGGAUGGUGGCUUCAGUACAACUAUAUCCUGUCCGCUGCCUUGGACUGCGGUCUGAUUCUGUCCACCAUGGUCAUCUUUUUCACUCUUUACCUCACCUCGGCGCAAGCUCCCCAAUGGUGGGGCAACAGCGCCGCCGUGAGCACGAUGGAUUACAAGGGAACGUCAUUCAAGUCCUUUGUGCCCGAGGGUGAAACGAUUGGUCCCAAGGUGUGGCCAUGA
Messenger RNA from Parascedosporium putredinis, 2304 nucleotides. NCBI's taxonomy places the organism in Eukaryota, Fungi, Ascomycota, Sordariomycetes, Microascales, Microascaceae. The record is from the annotation of a GenBank genome assembly.